Molecule: messenger RNA, 499 nt
Organism: Raphanus sativus (radish)
Lineage: Eukaryota; Viridiplantae; Streptophyta; Magnoliopsida; Brassicales; Brassicaceae
Exons: 3
Coding region: 31-477 (148 amino acids)
Source: RefSeq, a predicted model, not a curated record
UCAUCCUCAUCGCAGAGCCCCCGUCCCGCUAUGGUUCAGCAUGCGGCUCCUUCUCCCGCUGCGGCCCCUCAUCUUCCUCACGACUUCCCAGACAUUCCCGAGCCUCAUGUCGCUCCAGGAGUGAUGACUGUUGCACAGCUGGUGCAACAGCCAGGUCGUGACCAUCUCCCUUAUCUCACUCUGUAUCCUAGGGAACCCGGUCAGACUUGGUUCGACCGAUCCCAUAACGGGAUCAGCGCUUGGAUCAACAGGAUGAUGUAUUCCGACCUCAAGAAGGGAUACGCAACCUUCACAGUGAUGCCGAGGGAUGAGCAGGAGCUCUGGUUUCGUCAGUUUGCUCAAGAGUUCAACUGGCAUCCGGAUAACACGACGUUCAUCCGCAACGCCUUCAUCCACAAAUGUAUGGAUUCAUAUUCCGGGCAAAUAUAUGAAUGGAAGCAGAAGUGGCUAGCGGAUAAGGUAUUUUCUUUUUUUUAACUUUAUUAAUAUAUUUUUUUAA